Phoenix dactylifera (date palm) is the source of this 887-nucleotide messenger RNA. Lineage: Eukaryota; Viridiplantae; Streptophyta; Magnoliopsida; Arecales; Arecaceae. The record is from RefSeq and is a predicted model, not a curated record.
GGGAGAAGAGAGAGAGAAAGGGAGGGAGGCAAAGAAAGAAGCGGGGGAGAUGAAGGCGACUCUCACAGGCAAGUACGAGAGCAUCAAAAACUUCCCUACCGCCUCCCUCACUGUGGAUACCAAAGUCGGCGACGUCAAGCUCAAGGCCUCCGUCCCCGACUUCGUCGUCGCCGAUGGGCGCCCCUCCUUGUCCUCCUUGCUCUCCUUCGCCCUCGAGAAGCCCGGUUCCUUCUCCAUCGACUACUCCCACAAAAAUGAUGUCAAGUUCCAGUUCAUGAACUCGGUGAAGGUGCUGGAGAAGGCGGUGGAUCUGACGUACACGCACGCGCGGAAGGAGAAUCGGACGGCGGUGGAAGGGGCGGUGGCGUUAGACGCGUCGAACAAGAUCGCGGUGAGCAACGUGCUGGGAACAGAGGAGUGGAAGGUGCGGUACACGUACGCGCACGGCGCGCUCCGGCGGACGGUGAUCGAGCCCUGCUACGACGUCAAAGCCAACGCCUGGGACGUCGCCGUGACGAGGAAGUUCGAACGGGGCAACGCCGUCAAGGCCACCUUCCGAACCUCCUCCCGGAGCGUCGAUCUCGAGUGGACCGGGGACAUCCCCCUCAAUACAACCAUCAAGAUUUCUGGAUCCAUCAAUAUGGCGGAGAAAAUUGCAGUUCCAAAACUUACAGCUGAGACUACAUGGAGUUAUGAGAUUUGAUUUACAGAAUCUAAAAAAUUCUUCGAUAUAAGCAUAGAGAUGGUUGUAAUUUUAUAAUUGUUGUUUUCCAGAUGGUUUUAAUUUCUAUAAAAGAAUUUAUUUAUUUUCUGUCAAAUACUGAAAGUUAAUGUAUUGUGGUGAAACUGGUUUCUUGACCAAGCAAAUCCUUUGGUGACUGGUAUUU